AUGGCGGCCCUGUCAACUAGGGCGGGCCAGGAGGUCGACCGAUCCGUGUUAGAAUCUCUACUCCGCCGCAGAGCUUUCUACUUCCCCUCGUUCGACCCCUAUGGCGGUGUUGCUGGUCUGUACGACUACGGCCCCCCGGGAUGUGCUCUACAGGCCAAUUUCAUCGAUACCUGGCGGAAACAUUUCGUCCUGGAGGAGGACAUGCUGGAAGUCGAUACAACCGCGCUUACCCCGAGUGAGGUUCUGAAGACCAGUGGACACGUGGAUAAGUUCGCCGACUGGAUGUGCAAAGACCCCAAGACUGGAGAGAUUUUCCGAGCAGAUCACUUGGUUGAAGCGGUUCUGGAAGCUCGUCUCAAGGCCGACAAAGAGGCCCGCGGUGAAAAAGUGGUGGUGAAUGAAGAAGAGGACGCCAAGAAAAAGAAGAAGAAAGUGAAGGACGUCAAACUGGUCAAGUUGGACGAUGCUGUGGUUAAAGAAUACGAAGAGAUUCUAGCUACCAUUGACAACUUUGACGGCGAUGGUCUGGCUCUACUCAUCACGAAGCACGAUAUUCGCAAUCCCACCACUGGCGGAAACCUGCUGCCCCCGGUCGCCUUCAACUUGAUGUUUCAGACAUCAAUUGGUCCUAGCAGCAACAUUGCAAGCUACCUGAGACCGGAAACAGCUCAGGGCCAGUUCCUUGCCUUCCAUAAGUUGCUGGAAUUUAACCAAAACCAGAUGCCUUUUGCAUCUGCGUCUGUUGGAAAGUCUUUCCGAAACGAGAUUUCGCCGCGUGCUGGUCUCCUGCGUGUCAGAGAAUUCUUGAUGGCCGAGAUUGAACACUUUGUUGACCCCGAAGGUGGCAAGAAGCACCCUCGCUUCGACGAAGUCAAGGAUGUUGAGAUGUCACUGUUGAACCGAAACGUUCAGCUUUCCGGCAGUACCCAGACGGAACACAUGACCAUUGGCAAGGCAGUUGCCACUGGCGUGGUGGAUAAUGAAACUCUUGGCUACUUCCUCGCACGAAUCCAACAAUUCCUUUUGAAAAUCGGUAUAGACUACUCGAAGCUACGAUUCCGUCAGCACAUGGCCAAUGAGAUGGCCCACUAUGCCGCUGAUUGUUGGGAUGCUGAGCUUCACACUAGCUAUGGCUGGAUUGAAGGUGUUGGCUGUGCUGACCGAAGCGCAUACGACCUGACUGUGCACAGAGAAAAGACCGGUGCUCCUCUCUUUGUCCGUGAAGCCCUGCCGGAACCUAGAACUUUUGAAGAGUGGCAAAUCGACAUCACAAAGGCAAAGUUUGGCCCUAGGUUCAAGAAGGAUGCCAAAAAAGUGGAGGCAGCAAUCAACGCUCUGACUGAAGAUCUUCGCGAGAAACUCUCGCUAGAUCUCGCUAAGGACGGCAAAGUUGAGAUUGAUGUAGAGGGCGUUGAAUCUGGCAAGGUUGAGCUUGGCAAAGAUUUGAUUAACAUUGAGAAGAGGACAAGGAUUGAGCACAUCCGUGAAUACACUCCCAAUGUGGUCGAACCUUCUUUUGGCGUUGGAAGAAUCCUCUACUGUUUAUAUGAACACUCAUAUUGGCACCGGGCUGGUGACGAGGCUCGUGGUGUACUAUCAUUCCCUCCAUCAAUAUCUCCAACCAAAGUGUUACUGGUUCCCCUUUCCAACAACGAAGCUUUCGCACCAUUCGUCAAACGACUUGGUCUGAAGUUCCGCCGCGCUGGUAUCUCCAGCAAGGUCGAUGAUUCCUCGAGCAGUAUCGGCAAACGGUACGCUCGGAAUGACGAGUUGGGUACACCAUUCGGCAUUACAAUUGACUUCCAGUCUGUCAAGGACAACACCUUCACACUGCGUGAUCGCGACUCGACAAAGCAGGUCCGGGCUAGUGAGGAUGAGAUCUUGAAGGCCGUCAAGUCGAUGGUCGAGGGUGAGGAGACUUGGGACGAUGUAGCAAAGCGUCUCCCAGAGUUCACUUCUCAAGAGACGGAAUAG
Molecule: messenger RNA, 1974 nt
Organism: Talaromyces atroroseus
Lineage: Eukaryota; Fungi; Ascomycota; Eurotiomycetes; Eurotiales; Trichocomaceae
Product: Glycine--tRNA ligase 1, mitochondrial
Exons: 2
Coding region: 1-1974 (657 amino acids)
Biological process (GO): mitochondrial glycyl-tRNA aminoacylation
Cellular component (GO): mitochondrion; cytoplasm
Molecular function (GO): ATP binding; glycine-tRNA ligase activity
Source: RefSeq, a predicted model, not a curated record